Messenger RNA from Colletotrichum truncatum, 1245 nucleotides. RefSeq names its product C6 finger domain-containing protein. The record is from RefSeq and is a predicted model, not a curated record. Gene Ontology annotation, biological process: regulation of transcription by RNA polymerase II. NCBI's taxonomy places the organism in Eukaryota, Fungi, Ascomycota, Sordariomycetes, Glomerellales, Glomerellaceae. Gene Ontology annotation, molecular function: DNA-binding transcription activator activity, RNA polymerase II-specific; zinc ion binding.
AUGAACCGCCGUGCUCACAAGAAGUCACGAAACGGCUGUAUUGAAUGCAAACGCCGGCAUAUCAAGUGCGAUGAGACCCGUCCAACGUGCAGAAAUUGCAACAUUAUUGAGCGGGACUGCGUGUAUCGGACAAAAGCACCGCCAACGGUGUCCCCCGAUCAUGACAGUAAAGGCUGUCCUCAAAGACACAGGUUGGGAACGCACACACCGCCAGUGAGCUCUGGGAGCUCACCGUACCGCGAUGGUACUAGUACUGGGAACACAGAUCCGGCCCCCAGAUCGACGAACUCGGCGGGAGGGUCACCAUCGGCAUGUCCCGACCCGCCAGGGACGCGCUCCGGGCCCACCGUCAACAUGAACCAUAUGGAGCUUCUCGUCAACUUCUCCUUGGACCUCAUCAUUAUGGAACUUGGCGAUGAUCUCCGCGAGAGCGGGACUAAGGUUUUGCUUAAAGCUGGCGUAGAAGCGCCGUAUCUCAUGCACGAGAUGAUGUCUCUUUCGGCGCUCCACCUCUCACACGCUAGACCAGAGAGAAAACAGUAUUAUAUGGAGCAAUCUGUCCAACUGCAAACAGAAGCUAUCUCUCUUUUCAACACUACCAAGCCCGAAGUGGACGGUUCCAACUGCGUGCCCAUCGCCAUGUUCUCCUCCAUGCUCGGCCGUCACCUCUGCAUCGAAGCUCUGGCGACCUGCAAUUCGGGGCUAGAUAGCUUCCUCGACAGUUAUCUCAACUUUGCCCGCCUCCGUCAACGAGGCGCUUUCGUCAUCCAAAGCGUCAGGCUUGCCCUUGAAGAAUCUGAGCUACGGCCCCUCCUCACAUGGGGUCCUGGGAUUGAAGGUCUUGUGCCUGAGGGCCACGAUUGCGACGGCUUGCAAGCCUUGAUCUCCUCGUCGAGCCUGGAUGAUUCGUACAAGGCUGCAUGUCGACGGGCUGUCGAGUUGAUUCAGGUUGCCUACGACAAUCGAGACAGACGCAAAUGCAACCCCACCUUGAAGCACAUGGUCCGGAUAAUCUUCACAUGGGCUUUCAUGGUUCCGGAUGAUUUCAUUGAAAUGUUGAGCCAGCGCAGGCCCGAAGCUAUCGCAGUACUGGGGUAUCAUACUGUUAUACUCUACCUGGCCAGGGACAUUUGGCAGGUUGGUGAUGCUGGGGUGCGGUUGUUACGUAUCAUUGGUGAACACCUUGGACCGGAAUGGGAGGAGUGGCUUGCCUGGCCUCGCAGCAUUGUCCUCGGCGAUGGCUGA